AUGAAAAAGUGUUGUAUACACGCGCAAAAUGAAUUUUUGGAUCAAAUUCAAGAAAGCAGAAAUUCUUUUAACAAAACAUGUACACAAAAUAAAAAUAAAGGAUACAAUGUUAAAGAUUGUCUCACAGAAUAUUCCAUGGAGGAUAAAGUCGAAGCUUUGAAAUCUAUGCUUGCUUGUAAUGAGAAACAUGAACAAGAUUUACCACUGCAUAAGGAUUUUGUAACUAAAACUACAACUGGUGUAAAGGAAUGCCUGCAAGUACAUCAAGAAACACAGUUUCAAAUGCUUAUUUCUGAAUUACGAAAUACUGUUAUUAACAGCUAUUGGAAUAAAGAAGUUGGUAAAACACGUUAUCACAUUCCAAAUCUACCAAUGGGUAUGAACCCAUUGGAAAUAACUUUUGGAAAGAAACUUAAACAUGAAGCAUCUAUGGCUGAACUACUUCGGACAAAUACAAAUCAAAUUGAUACUUUAAAGCCAGAUAUUCUUGAAAUGUAUAGAAAAAGUCAUAACCAUUAUCAGCCUGCAGAACAAAUUAAAAGGAACUAUAUGGAACCAUUCAAUUCAAAUCUAUCUUUUGGAAAGUCAUACAAUACUAAUACUAGAGGUGCACAAAUUAAGAAAACUCUAACAUGGAUUAAUUUUAAUCCCACUACAGUAGUUAAUUCGAUCUUAGCAGAUUUUAAGGAACAUUCACAUUCUUGUGUUGGAGAAGUAAGAAAUUUGAAGAAAACAUGUUCAUACAUGAGCAUGGCACAUGGAAAGGCAAACAUUAGGAAUGAAACAACAAAUAUACUUGCGGACUGUCCUCUUAACAAUGAUGUCAUAGAACUACAGAAAUAUUUGCAAUACGUAAACAGUUUACGUCAAAAAUUUAAGAAACAUGUCCCAGAAAUUCCAUUUUUAAACAUUUAUGAAGAGUUAUCCAACUUUGAUAAAGAUUAUGCAAGAAUAUUACCAGAAGACAUAGUCUUUACUACUGCGGCUAAAUACAAAAUGUACAUAAACAAAAUUUUGUUGAUUCCAUUAUUGGAUCUUCUUCAGAUACGCAAAGAGAAACAUUUGAAUUAUACAGAAUUUUUAAAUCUUUUAAAUUGGAAAUUUGAUUUUCCAACAUUACCAAAAGUAGAUAGAAUGCCUUUAGAAUGUCAAUACUACAACACUGUAUACAGGGACACAAUUGGAAAUGUAAAAGAAAUAAAUACCACAAGUACUCUUAGUGCAGGAGUCAUGUCUGGAAUUUGGGAAGACAAAACAGCUACUGCUUACAGUCUCAUAUCUCCAACUGUGUUUACAAAACAUGGGCUAAGCUAUAUCGAUCUUACUAAACUUCGUAGCAAAGAAGAAAUAAAAAGUAUAUUUGAAAAUAUUGGAGUUGAAUUUCCUGACAACAGUUUUACUUUACUUUGGGAACAAGGAUUAAAAAAAGAUGGAACACAGAAUUUAUGUGUGGAAACUUUUAGAGAACUGCUUGAUCAAAAUAGUAUAAUUAAUAAAAAUAAUUUGUAA
Dufourea novaeangliae is the source of this 1509-nucleotide messenger RNA. Its product is annotated as EF-hand domain-containing family member B. The record is from RefSeq and is a predicted model, not a curated record. NCBI's taxonomy places the organism in Eukaryota, Metazoa, Arthropoda, Insecta, Hymenoptera, Halictidae. The transcript is spliced from 10 exons. The coding region runs from base 1 to 1509 and encodes 502 amino acids.